[Torrubiella] hemipterigena is the source of this 1915-nucleotide messenger RNA. The record is from the annotation of a GenBank genome assembly. NCBI's taxonomy places the organism in Eukaryota, Fungi, Ascomycota, Sordariomycetes, Hypocreales, Clavicipitaceae.
CCAUCAUCACGCCAAUCACCAAAUUCGUUACGGCCCCCUAUCGAGGCUUGCCACGACGUAUCCGAUGCCUCUUCACUGAAUAAAAUGCGCUCAUCAAUCCUCACAUCUGCCUCUCGCCCUUUUCUACGCUUCACCACAGCUCGCCCUGUCCACGCCGCCCGCUGUCUUCACCUCGCGCCACCGUUUCUUCUUGACGACUACACGCCGCGCUAUGCGCUGCUCAGUUCGCGCGAUGCAGCCCUGAAGAAGUCAAAGGCGUACGCGCACAUGCGCAAUUGCAACCUCUGCCCGCGGCUCUGCGGCGUCAACCGCUACGAAAAGACGGGCAUGUGCAUGAUUGGCGAAAAGGCGAAAGUGAAUGUCAUAGCCCCUCAUUUCGGCGAAGAACCAUGCAUCCAAGGUCACAACGGCAGCGGCUCCGUCUUUAUGAGCGGCUGCAAUCUGCGGUGCGUAUUCUGUCAAAACUACGACAUCUCGCACCAGCGUAACGGGCAGGAUUUAACGCCCGAGGAGCUUGGUGAGUGGUACAUCAAGCUGCAGGACAUGGGCAAUGUACACAACAUCAACAUUGUCACGCCAGAGCACGUAGUCCCCCAAGUGGCCUUGAGUAUCUUGCACGCAAGAGAUCUCGGACUAAAGAUCCCCAUUGUCUACAACACGUCGAGCUUUGAUUCAAUGGAGUCUCUUGCGCUGAUGGACGGCUUGGUGGACAUUUACUUGGCCGACUUCAAGGUGUGGGAGGCCAGCACGUCCAAGAGACUGCUCAAAGCGGACGAUUAUGCCGAGACAGCCAGGGAGAGCGUGAUUGCUAUGCAGAAGCAGGUGGGCGAUUUGUGUUUUACAGGAGACGGUGUAGCAAAGAAGGGCUUACUGGUGAGGCAUCUGGUCAUGCCGGGGAGACAGGAGGAGGGCGCUCGAAUCAUGAAGUUUUUGGCAGAAGAGGUUUCUACAGACUGUUUCGUCAACAUUAUGGAGCAGUAUAGACCGGCUGCACACGUGGGGAAGCCCAGGCGCGGUAAAGAGGGCGAGCAGCGCUAUCUUGAUAUCAAUAGGGCCAUCAAUGAGGGGGAGAUGUCAGUGGUCAGAAAGGCAGCAGAAGCGGCGGGACUGUGGCGGUUUAAUGAUCCGCCUCGCCAUGAUGGGUUUGCCAUCUAAAACACACACGACUCUCUUUCUUCUUUAUCAAGAAGUAUACAGCUAUGACGGGGCUCUAUUAACGAUGCUACUCGACGGCAUACACAUGGUUUACUUUACGCCAGGCCAUACCGAAAAAUGGAGUUUAACACACUUGAAUUCAAUCUAUAUCACAAACUCAAAGCCCCCAAGACGCAAGCUUCUUUUGGCCCUCAUCUGUAAACAGCAGAUUACCACAGUUGUAACCCAUCAUCAACAGGGCCGGGUAUCGCCAAUGGAACCACAUGGGAUGCGCCUCGGCUCCAAAGUACCCAAAGUAGUGAUCCAAGCUAAAGCACAGAUAAUUGCAGGACCCCAGCACCAAGAAAGUGAGGAGUGUGGUGAACCAGACGGCCUUUUUGCCGUAGUAGACGUCGACAAGGAAGACAUUGGUGAUGCCGCCCAAAGCGCCGCCCAUGCCGAGCGGGCACAACACCAGUGUCCAAAUCAUCUUGUGGAUGAGCUCGCGCGUGCCAGAUAUGAAGAGCACGGCCACGGCGAGUAAAAAUAUUUCGACCGCGAGGGAUGUGAGCCAGAAGAGCAGGAAGGGUCGCAGGUAGAGGAUGCGGCGCUUGGAGGCGGCUUCUUUUUCAGCAUCGCUAGAUGUGAUGAGCACUUGGUAUUGUGGGAGAGCGCUCAUGUUAGGAUGGUAAGAGGUGUAUAGGAAUUAGAAAUAUGAGCGAAGACUUUUGUUGUCAAGUUUACUAGCUACAAGAUUCAAUGGACACCGCGUGUUAUUUAU